UACACACACGUUAUGCAAACAACUUUUAUUUUGGAUGCAAUUAAUCGUUUUGACAGCACUAAAAUAUAAUGUGAUAUGGCUUUGGCCACAUACACACUGCAGCUAAAGUUGGUUGUCAGUUCACCUUUUAGUGCUUAAUCGCAUUCUGUACACACAUAAUUCACUAAAAUACGGAGGUGACAACCGAAUUAAUUCCCAAAAAAUACAGGUAGUGACAACUGCAUUUACAGAAAUUCUAAGCAGUGUGUAUACGGAGCCUUUGUGUGAUUAUCAAAUUGCAAUUUAAUUAAUUACAUAAGCUGUGUGUUUCAGAGUUAAGCGCAACACUGUUCUUUUACACUCGAGCCAAAAUAAAACCAUAAAUAUUGGUAUUGUCAUUUUAAAAUUGUACUGCAAAAUAAAAAAAUUUAAAUAGGCCUACUGUUUUUUUUUAUUUCACAGGGAAAUAUUACAGCAGUUCAAUUAAUAUAUAAUCACAAGAUGUUUGACUAUAUUCUGUAGCUGUACAAACCACAAAAAUUACAACCGGAGUUUUUAUCAUGGGGGAAAACAAUUAAGUGAUGUUUUUCUCAGUUGUUUGGAGAGCAUAAAGUGAAAACCCGGAGCGGAUCUGCGUCGCGUGACUACGGAACGCUUUAACAAUGGUCGUUCCGCUCCACUCAAAUAAGCUGUUCCUGUCCAGCUUUCAGUCUGUUUGACACUCAAACCUCGAACCCAGAGUUUCCGAGUACCGCUGGAAAGUUUGUGAAGCGUAAUUACAACGUCAGGACUCGCGACCUGAAUUUCUGCACGAGACAGGAAAGCACGCGGAAGCUCAACAUGUUUGUCCCUCCCAGUCAUUCAGGACUAUUAAACUUGUCAGCUUUUAGGUCAUGUUCAUUCGCCGGUUUUGAAAGAAACGUUGAUCGCUGAUAUGGACGGAAGCACACCUGGAGAACCCGUGGAUAUGAACGCAGUGGCUGUAGUGAGUCGUCGCGAAUGGGACGCCGUGGAAGCUCGGGACAGGACAGAGAUGAAGAAUCCCGCACAGACAGUGAUCGUUCACCACACAGCGCUCCGGUACUGCGCGCAUCCGCGCGACAGCGUCUCUCAGCUCGCGCACAUCCAGCACAUGCACAUGCAAGAGAGGGGCUUCGAUGAUAUCGGUUACAACUUUCUGAUCUCUGGAGAUGGGAUGGUGUAUGAAGGGCGAGGAUGGGGGAUUGUAGGGGCCCACGCAAAGGAACACAACUUCAAUUCUGUUGGCAUCGCAUUCAUGGGCAACUUCAACGAUGAAUUGCCCAGUUCUGCAUCACUGACUGCUCUGCUGAGACUGCUGCGCAUUGGAGUGCUUCACGGUCAUGUGCAGCCCAAUUUUGUAAUUGUGGGACACAGAGACGUGGCAAAAACUGAGUGUCCAGGGAAAAAAUUAUAUGCUCUACUACCAAAACUAAGAGACCAAUUACAAAACAGUGACCUCUUUUCUAUGCAUAAGUUGCAUUAAAUCCCUGCUGUGUCUGUAGCAAUGUGAAAAUGUAUGAUAGGUUUAUUUUUGCCUUGUUAAAAUCCCUUGUCAAAAUAUCCUAAAGUAAUACUAAUGGAUAGAUUUUUAUCAAAAUUUGGAACCAAUUCUGAAGGACAUAAUUAAGAGUCCAAUCAAACAAGAUCCUACUAGGGAAAAAUAAAUAAAUUCUGAAAAAUAGAAAAUUCUGUUUAUCCAGUAAGAGGAUUCAUCUUGUUUGAUCCCUUUAAGAUUCAUAGAAAUUAUAAUGGAAAUCCCAUUAGCAGUCUUUAUUAUUUUUGAUGAGGGAUCAUUUCAGAUGAUUUCUUUGAAGACUAGACUUGAAAUCUCCAAAAUCACAAUUAAGUUACGUCUAUCAUUUCUUCAUACCAAAAAAACCUCACGUAGUUCAAAUGAACCAUACAGUAAUGUGCAAUAAAUUAGUACUCAGGUGUGGCCAAUUAGGCGAGGGUGUCAAAUAUCCUAGAAAAUGAAAAAGUUUGCAAAUAUGCCUUUCUAUUUUUUGAAGCCUUUUUGUCCCAGUGAUAUGUCUGUUAGACGUUGUGCAUCAGUGCCUUUUCAUGAGGUACAAUCAAUGAUCUUUGUGUCUGUGAUUUUAUCAUUAAACUCAUAUUUAUUAUUACA
Molecule: messenger RNA, 2125 nt
Organism: Onychostoma macrolepis
Lineage: Eukaryota; Metazoa; Chordata; Actinopteri; Cypriniformes; Cyprinidae
Gene: pglyrp5
Product: peptidoglycan recognition protein 5
Exons: 5
Coding region: 914-1483 (189 amino acids)
Biological process (GO): peptidoglycan catabolic process
Molecular function (GO): zinc ion binding; N-acetylmuramoyl-L-alanine amidase activity
Source: RefSeq, a predicted model, not a curated record